Molecule: messenger RNA, 696 nt
Organism: Syzygium oleosum
Lineage: Eukaryota; Viridiplantae; Streptophyta; Magnoliopsida; Myrtales; Myrtaceae
Product: protein NDR1-like
Exons: 2
Coding region: 1-696 (231 amino acids)
Biological process (GO): defense response to other organism
Source: RefSeq, a predicted model, not a curated record
AUGACUCUCUCCUUUUCUUGGCCUUCUUCGCCGCCGGCGAGCUCCUCCGGUGACCAUGUCGAACUCCGGUGGGUGUUGCCUUUGCUGCUGUGCCGUGCCUUCAUCUUCUCUCUCGUCCUCACAGCUCUCUUCACGUGGCUCCCGGAGAGCCCGUCCAAGCCCAGUUGCUCUAUCCAGCAAUUCUACCUCCCAGCAUUCAACAGAUCUUCGGACACUCCCACGAGCACCCCCAUUUUCUUGGACGUGAACCUGAGCAACGGCAACAAAGAGAGGGGCAUCCACUACGACCCCGUGAACCUCACCCUCUAUUACUACAGUGAUACGAAUCAGACCGAGUGGCUCAAGACCAUUCCUGGAUUUUACCAGGUGUAUAAGAAGAAGGCCACGAAAAAUGCAAGUGUGGAGACUUUUGGGAUGACUUGCACUGAUGUUGUGGCCAAGAACGAGUCUUUGGUCUUUAGGGUGGAUUUGGCCACUGCAGUGAGGUUCCAGAUCAUGGUUUGGAAGACCGAGAGGUACAAGUUAAUGGUGGGUGCUAAUGUGACUCUCAAUGCUGAGGGUGCUAAGACCACCAAGAAGGAUAUCAAGCUAAAGUCUAGGGUGUGUACGAAUUUGAGGGGUUGCUUUUGGCAGGUGGGGAUUUAUGUUGUUGCUCUAUGGGCUGAGUUGUACUCUGUUUCGUACGGGGAGGGUUGA